AUGGUCGUCCUCCCAGAACCCUUUGCCUCUUUCGAGCGCAUUACUCUCCUCUUCCCCCAUCCAUCCCCUCUCCACCCUCUUCCCAACCUAACACGUCACAUCAACUCAACCACUUCCACCAAAGCCCAGAUCUGGGCCAAGCGCGAGGACUGUUCUUCAGGUCUCGGUCUCGGCGGUAACAAGAUCCGCAAACUGGAGUAUGUCAUCCCAUCGGCCCUAGCUCAAGGCUGCGAUACUCUCAUCUCGACGGGCGGUACGCAGAGCAACCACAUGCGUCAAGUCGCGGCUGUGGGGAGCCAUCUUGGCCUCAAGACUAUUCUCGUACCGCAGGUGCAUGCAAAUACGGGAUCUGAGGCUUUUGGUCAGGCAGGGAAUGUGCAGGUCAAUGGCAUUCUCGGCGCUGAGUUGGCUGCGACGAAUACUGCGCUUGAGGAUGUCGCUGCGGAUGUGGAGAAGCAAGGUGGACGUCCGUAUGUCAUUGCUGCGGGUGCUUCAGUCCAUGUACACGGCGGACUCGGCUUUGCUCGCUGGGCAUCCGAGGUUGUGGAGCAAGAGACGGCUCAUGGCAUAUUCUUUGACACGAUCGUUGUCCCAGUGGCUUCGGGUGGUACCAUCGCCGGCAUGAUCGCCGGCUUCAAGCUAGCCAACCAGUCUGGAGGUCAGUCCCGGUCCAUAAUCGGCAUCGACACGUACAACAAGCCACCGGGCGUUCUUGAAGCCACGAUUCUCGAAAUAGCAAGACGAACGGCGGAUCUCAUCGGAUUAGGCGCAGAUGCAGUCCAGCCCAACGAUGUGAUCCUCGAUACGAGGUUCAAUACCGGUACGCACACGGCUUGGGACGAUAAUACAGCGCGAGGCGUCAAGCUGAUCGGCGAGCUCGAAGGAAUUGUGACGGAUCCGAUUUACUCGGGGAGGAGUGUGGGUGCUAUUCUGCACAAAGCCGAGAGUGGGGAGUUGGAAGGGAGUCGUUACGUGUUGUUUGUGCACACGGGGGGACAGGCAGCGCUGAAUCACUCUGCGCAAUUCUUUGAGAACUGUGAACUACGCUGGUACCAUGUCAAACUGUCGUUGCGGCACCCGAGAUCUCUGGACCCCAUUCAAGUCUACACGCAGCUGAAUUGGCUCCGACCACAGCGUCAACAUACGCCAUCAACAGUCCCCUCAUACUUAAAAAGCAAAUCAGUCAUCUCACCACUCCAGCUGCAUCACCCAAUCCCAACAGUGUCAUCUGAUCCAUUACCAAUCACUUACCCCAUCAUGCUGUCCCAGCCUAACCCCUACGACAAGGUCGAUACCGCCAAUCUCUUUACGGUAAAAUUCAGCAACCUCUUCGACAGAGACUCAAAAGAAGUUGACACGCUUUUGCAAGCAUGUGAAAGAGAUGGUUUCUUCUAUCUCGAUCUGCAGGACUCGUGCUCCGCCAAGCUGUGGAGAGACUUGGAGAGGGUGAGCGAGAUAGCUAAGCGCUGGUUCUCGCAACCUGUUGAGGACAAGCUGAAAACCCCAACGGUAUCGUUGGCGCAUGGGUUUGCUGAUCCCAUUGGAUACUGCAUUACGUCAACUGAUCCGGUUGCUCAAUUAGAUUCAAAGCUACGGAUUGGAAGAAAUGAACUCCUCGGCCGCUGGGCUCUUGCAUCAGUUGUCGAAGAAAACCUCGAGCUAUUCGACCAGUUCAACGCAUCAUGCCACUUUAUUCUAAAACUACUUCUGGACUGUCUAUCAGACGGGCUAAACCUCCGAGGACCAGCCCGUCUCGACACCCAUCACCGCGACGACGCACGCUCCAAAAGCACGCUCUACUUCCUGCACUACCCGCCAGGAACUCAGAAUCUAGACGAAGUAGGUCAGAACAUGCACACGGACAUCGGCACACUGACCCUCCUCUUCGCGCCGCAAUGGGGUCUCCAGGUCGUGUCCCCCGUGACGGGAGCGUGGGAGUACGUGCAGCCGCGCGAAGGCCACGCCAUCAUCAAUGUUGCGGAUACGUUGAGGUUCCUAUCUAAGAAGCGAUUUCGCUCUGCUCUGCAUCGUGUUCUUCCGAUUGGGAGCGUGCAGAAGGAAGAUCGGUAUGCGGUGUCGUACUUUUUGAGAGCGGCGGAUGAUACCGAGUUUAAUGACCGUAAUGAUGAGGCGUCGAAUGCUAAGAGUUGGUACUUGACAAAGUAUCAUACCUACGAGCUGCCACAUGAUGUCCAGGGAGAACAGACGGUGCUGUCUGGUGGUAUGGCGCAGGAGUUGCAGGCUACGUUCUGA
Messenger RNA from Fusarium subglutinans, 2253 nucleotides. RefSeq names its product ACC deaminase. NCBI's taxonomy places the organism in Eukaryota, Fungi, Ascomycota, Sordariomycetes, Hypocreales, Nectriaceae. Bases 1 to 2253 code for a protein of 750 amino acids. The transcript has 4 exons. Gene Ontology annotation, molecular function: D-cysteine desulfhydrase activity. The record is from RefSeq and is a predicted model, not a curated record.